GGUUGCUAUAGUUACAGCUCAGGGUAAAGAGAAGAGCUACACCUGCUUUUCUUCAGAGAAGUUUCGCUCCAUAUAUGCUAUUAGUUUUUUCAGUAUUUCACAGGGGGAAACAGCAGUGUUGUCUGUAAGCUAGCUGGAACUUUUUCCAUGAUUUGACACGAUUAUGGGUGACUGAAAGAUACCAGUGUUUACAACCGGUGUGCUGUCAAGCUUUCUGCGCAUGCGCACUCCAUUUUAGCGUCCCUCAUGAUAAAAGUGUCUGCAGGUAGGAGAUGCAUGAUGCCAUAAUCCCAUUUAGCUGACAUUCUGCAGAUCCUCUCUGUCUCUGUGGUGGAAAUGCCAGCUGUGAGCCAGGAUAAAGAGGAUUCUGAGUCUCACUCAGAUGAAGAGCUGGAGUGCCAUCCAUGUAUAGCCUGGAGUGGGAUAAGCAGGAAGAUCCCAGUUUUACUCUUCCAUGCUGAAGCCAUUGUGUCCAAAGAUGAAACAAUUUGUUCCAUUGGAGAAAGAUACAACUUGGCUUUCAAGAUUGUACGCACAGAGAGUCGACUCAUUCGAAACAUUCUUGUGAAUCAUGGAUUCCAUGAGGUCCAUCCAAAUAGCAAUGAUUUCAACCUCAUGUGGACAGGCUCCCACCUUAAGGCUUAUCUGCUCCGCAGUUUGCAGGAUUUCCAGAAAGUCAACCACUUCCCCAGGUCAAAUGAGCUGACACGGAAAGACCGGCUGUACAAAAACAUUCAGCGGCUGCAACAGGCUCAUGGAUUUCACAACUUCCACAUCGUACCACAGACAUUUGUUCUUCCUGCUGAAUAUCAGGAUUUUUGCAAUGCGUUCUCUAAGGACAAGGGGCCAUGGAUUAUCAAGCCUGUUGCAUCUUCCAGAGGCAGAGGCAUCUACCUGGUUAGCAGUCCAAGUCAGAUUUCGCUGGAUGAAAACACCUUGGUGUCACGGUAUAUUAGCAACCCCUUAUUGAUUGACGACUUUAAGUUUGAUGUACGAUUAUAUGUGUUGGUGACAUCUUAUGACCCUAUCAUUAUCUAUGUCUAUGAAGAGGGCUUAACUAGAUUUGCUACUGUGAAAUAUGACCAUGCUGUGAAGAACAUCAAGAACCAGUUCAUGCACCUCACCAACUACAGUGUAAACAAGAAGAGCAGUGACUAUGUCAGCUGUGAUGACCCUGAAGUAGAGGAUUAUGGGAACAAAUGGAGCAUGAGUGCAAUGCUGAGGUAUUUAAAAGAGGAGGGAAAAGACACCACAUUGCUGAUGGGUCAGAUAGAGGACCUGAUUAUUAAAGCUGUGCUGAGUGCAGAGUUACAGAUUGCUACAGCCUGCAAGAUGUUUGUCCCUCAUCGCAACAACUGCUUUGAACUGUAUGGUUUUGAUGUUCUCAUUGAUUCCAACCUCAAGCCAUGGCUCCUGGAAGUGAACCUCUCUCCAUCACUGGCAUGUGAUACUCCUCUUGACCUGAAAAUAAAGGCCAGCAUGAUCUCAGAUAUGUUUUCUCUUGUGGGAUUUGUAUGCCAGAACCCUCUACUAAAACAGACUCGGUUAGAUAAGGCUGUAUUUGACCCAGCUGUGAAGAACCUUAAAACUCAGCAUCAUUUCAUUGCACAGGCAGCCUCUGCCAAAUCCAGAGUGUGUCAGAGACCGCAGUCUGCCAAUAAUGUUGAGGAGCUGAAAGAGAAACAGGGAGGCAGGCAUGUGGACACGCUGGGCUUGACUGCAGAGGAGGUGAAAGUCCUGAGGAGGACACAGGAGGAGCAUGAAAGGAGAGGUGGAUUCAUCCGUAUUUUCCCCACACCACAAACUUGGGAGCUCUACAGUGGCUAUCUGGAAUACAAGACAUCCAUGAACUCCAUGUUGGCUAAUAAACUUUUCCAUGGAAGAUUAGGAAAAUCUGUGACCGCACAAAACAGACAUAGAUUGAAGGGUAAUGUACCCUUAGAAGAGGAGGCCUAUAAACCCUGUCAUGUAAUUCAGUAUGAGAGCAAAUUGCUCUCUCUUGAAGCACGAAGACGCAGGAAAAGGCAAACGACUAGCCGUACCACUCCUCGGAGAAGGAAAACUGGUCGAAGGCCUUUACCGUCAUUAGCGCACAGCAGUGAAAAUGAGGAAGCUGAUGAGGGAGAGGAGCAAGGACCACAGGGAAAGCAGCAGCACACAAUGUCUCUGGCACACACAGACCCUCAGCCCACCCUGAUGGAGAGGCACCGAACUGAAGAACACUUUCCAGCUAGAGUCAGCAAACCCAAAGUGGAUCUGCUCCAUAUUCUCCAGCAGGGGUGGGAUCUCAGUAAGGUUCAGGCACGCAUGGCCUUCUCCUCCUAUCUCCAUCGGGUCCAGAUGAGGCUUCUUGUAGAGAGCAGAAUCUACAGUACCCCUGCCUGUGCACAAAAGGACAACGACCAGAUGGAGCUGGUAAUGCGUUUUCUGAUGCGAGCUGCCAGUAACCUGCAGCAGGACAUGCAGGUGACGUUACCCAGCCGCCAGCUUUCAGUGCCUGACCGCCGCCGUAUACUGGCCCAUCAGCUCGGGGAGUUCAUCCACUGUUAUAACCAGGAGACCGAACAAAUGGUGAAAUGUUUGGAGAACUCUGAAGAUAAAGAUCGGUGCAUCAAUUCAAAUGUGUUUCGGGAGUUUAUUUUGGAAGCAAGUGAAAGUGAUCUAGAAGAAGUUCUCACUUUCUACACACACAAGAACAAGUCUGCCAGUGUGUUUUUGGGAGGUUCCAGACGGGACUGUAGCAAAAAAUGCAGUAACAGCUCAGAGGAGCCUGCGAAGCAUCAGUGCAGGAGAACUCUCUCAAAUGCCAAAGAAGGCUCUAGUGCUUCAGGAUCAUCGCUGACUGCCAAGGCCAACUUGCCAAAAAGUGAAGAAAUCCAAGAGAGUGUAACCAGACCAGGAUACAAUAAAAGCAGUGUAACUGUGAACAUGAACAGCCAUAGUAACACUAUCCAAAACAGUGACAAAUAUAGUACAUUAAAUAGUGGAGGACACAAAAACAACAAAAUACAAAAUGGAAACCUGGUGACAAAAGGUCAGUCUGCGGCCUCAACUGCUUUUCAGACUCAAGAACUGUCAAAAACGGUUAAAGAUAUAAUUGUGCCACCUGAACCUGCAAAAAGUUGUAAAUUGACAGUCAAGGCCCCGGGUUCUCGGCACACUUCAUCUUAUCAUUCAGCCCUAGAUUGUGAGCAUAUCCACCUGCAGCAGUGCUUCCCACAACCUGAACCUGAAGCUCAGCCCCAGAAUCAACCUCCUCCUUAUAUCCAUCCUCCCCCUCACGUGCAUGCUGAAUCUCACAGUAAACCACACAUGACCUUAUCUUCGUCAUCCACAAAUUCUCUGCGGCCUGCACGAGUAAUGUGGGCUUCAUCACAUUCAUGUUCACCUAGAACAUUUGCAACUACUGAAGUGCUACGACAAACUCCAGGUUCACAAAUGGCACAGCAGGCCACUAGUGAUGUUUCAUCUUCCAGUGCCUGUGCCACAAAUUUGUGCAGUCAGAAAGUCUUGUGGCCUUCCUCUGCAGUGCAAGUUAGUAAUAAGGACAAUAAAUCCAGACCUGCUUCUGCAGGAGUGUUUAAUGGGCCAGAUUCACUCUCAGCCCAGGCUCAGUCAAAUCAGCAGGCUAUUGUGGCUGCCCUGAAGAAACUAGUGGAGAAACAAGCAGCUCGCCAAUACAGCACUUCCAACCACAUAAGUCUCCUUACACAACAUUUGACCAACCUGAACAUAGCGAAAGGAGUUUUCAGCAGAGGAGCACAGAGCGUCAGAUCAGGAGCUCAGCCUGAUACAGCGACUACUCAACACUCAGGCAUGAACCUCUCUGGUGCUGUGAGUCACAGUAUGGAAAUUGGUGAUGGAAAGUGCCAGAGUGCCUAUAAUUUGGCAACUGGAGGAAUUUUGCAGGCUACAUCAGGUAGCUAUCAGCUCCAGUCUGCCAUCCAGCAGCUCCAGCAACAGAAACUGCAGUCCAGGAAGCUACUAGACCAGAGCCGCUCUCGACAUCAGGCCAUGCUGAAUGUACAAACCCUUGUGCCUGGUGCUGUUCCUCAAGACGCUGUUCCCACCAGCUUUAGUGUUCAUGUGAACUCGCAGUCCCAGGCCAGCACGAAGCAGACAGCAAGUCAGAGAGAUCCACAAUUCCUUGUCCCUACACGGGGCACGACUGCUCUGAUUCCAAAACCCCCCAGCAGCACAUCCAAAGGCACACUCUUAUGCAAGUCUGCCACUCAAAAGACCAACCAGCAAGCACCACUUGAGGCUCCAUCCGAAAAUGGUUUAUUCGGUCGCCAAAAUGUUGUUUAUGACACCACGUGUGGAAAAACUGGUCUGUCUGUGUACAGCAAAUUAUUUCACUCUCACAGGUCCAGACCUAGAUGACUGAAAGAGGACUGGAUCAGCGCUUACCUGCUGGUGUCGGAUCUCUUCACAGGAACCCUUUUGUCAUCUAAAGAUUAAGUUACUAUGGUUUACUAUGACUGAAUAAAAUAUUCUGUUAAUAAGUUAGCUAAAAUUCCCACAAUCCUUCCAUUGUUCCCUGAAUGCAGUGAAUCAUUUAAGGUGUCUAGAAUAAGAAAUUUGCUUUUUCAGUUUUUCCACUGGAGCUACAAGGCUAAUGUGGAUAAUAAGCAAGGGAAGCUUAUACUGUAGCUACAAGUCUCCAUCACAUAAUUGGCCCAAACCAGUUGUUAUAUAAUCCCAAACAUGCUGCUGUGGUUUCUGACAGUGUGACACACAGUUAGCUAUUAGAAUAUGCUGCAUAUCUAAAAACAGUAAUAGCAGCCAUUUUAAGUAGUCAUCAAUAAAUAGUUUCACCGUAUCACACUACACCAAUGUCAGAUUUAGGUUGGAGGUCUAAUGUAAAGGCAACAUUUUACAUAUAAAGUGGUUUGAAUGACAAUUUUUGAUUUGUUAACAUGAGCCUUAUAACAAUUUUUUAUUAAAUAAAAAACAAAACAACUAAAGCAAAUUACACACAGGUAAAAAAAACAAUUGUGCUCAUGUAAUCUUUGAGUGAAUUAUUCCUUUAAACAAAGUGACCUCUAAAUCCAUUCCUCUUAGCCUUUCCACUGUGCAGGUAGAAUCCCAUAAACAUUUUAAUAUUCUGCUAGCUAAUCUUGUUUCACUGUUAUCUUGCUUCAUGUCCCGGCCCCUGGCUCACUAGACACGUAUCAUAUCUUUCCUUGUGGUGAAAGAACAGCUGACAAAUGCUGCUACCCCUGAGACCAUGUCUGACAUAAAACCGACUGUAUUUAUUUUUUUUGGAGAGCAUGUGGCUGUGUGGAUAGCAUGCUGUGUAAGAAAUCCCUGGCUUUGACACGAGCACAGAUCUGUUCCAUGGCCCAAGAUUUUCCGGUGGCCUUCAGUUCCUCCCCGUCCUACUGCUGCAGUUGUCCAGCCCCAUUUUCACCCUGCAACUGCUGCCAUCAAAAGACUGUGAAUAGACAGGCAACAGCAGCUGCUAGCUCUACUCAACCUCUCAGCCUGAGCAAUAAGAACAGAGCGUAGAGUAAGAGUAAGCUUUUUACACACACUUUCAGUCUGCAAUUCUCAAUACACUUCAACAUUUCACACCCUUUCAGAUUAAAAAAAAAAACAUUAUCCAAAUAUGCAGUCUUUUAAUCACAGUUUUUGGAAACAUUAGACCUGAUAAAGACUAAGGAAUUAGACUAAGGAUUAGACUUAGGAAUUAAUAUUCUUCUUAUGCCACAGCGAUUUGUUAAUGAUUACGUUGUUUUAUUUAUUAUUGAACAAAAUGCAAAAUGUGGCACUUAUCUAUUUCCACAAUACUUUUAAUGUUAUGUUUUUUUUUCUGCAAGACGUUAUUUCUUUACAUCCUAGCACCUAGAAACAAUAUUUCUUGAAGUUACCAAAACAGAACUCAUUGUCAUUGUCAACUUGUCAUGCUACCAGGAAGCUACAAAGCACAAAGUCCUUUGUUGUGAAGACUUUGCUGCGAUGAAACCCUUACUGAGCUUUACGAAGCUGUGACACUGGAGACUGCGUCCAUGAAUGUUACCCAAAUCUCCUAAUAUUUUUCAUUAAUCAGUUUAUGUAGCCUUCCCUAUGUGCAGCUGUAACAAUGAUGUAUUAGAGCGCGCGGAGAUUCAAGAAUUAAGCUGUGUUGUGGUAUAACACUGAUUAUAACGAGCAUUACGGCUGAUUAUAAUGCACAUUAAUGCUGAUUAUAAAUUAUUCCUAAAGUACAAUUGCCUGGUAGAAGAGAUUGCGAUCAGCACACAUACCUUCACGUAUCAAUAAGCACUGUAUCAGUCCAGACAACAAAACUCUCUACAAGCAGCGAUUCCCAUUUCACAAGAAGUUAAUAGUUUAGUAUAUUAAAAGACUUGACAGUCUGUAUGACUAAUUGUUAGGUUUUGUUGAUGUUUUACAAAACUUCAACAUAUUUUUGACACAGGUUAAUUAGAACAAAUGGUGUUUCUUUUUUUGCUACAGGUCAUUAGUUAUUCUCAGUCAUAAAGUCUGGCCAGGAGUGUGCUGUAUAUUAUUGAUGUAUGCAAAAUAAAGCCUGAUGUCCCCAUUGAGGAUAUUGUACUGUAACAUUUAUGAACUCAGGGUUUGGUAAUUUAGAGAACAUUUGUUUUUAAGUUUUACAGUGUUAUUGAUUUAUAUUGUAUUUGUCUUGUGUGCAUUAUUGCGUUAUUAAUCAUUUCACUGUGGAACCAGAUAUUGAAUUUGUUUGACCAAAAUUUCGUGUGAACAUUGCAAGAAAUUGUUUGUUUUUUCUUUUUUAAUCCUUUAUAUUUAUAUAUCAGUGUACAGAUGGUGAAAAAAAUCUGAUUUUUGUGUACAUGUUGUGAAAUGCUUAUAGUGAGUUUUACUUCAAUAUUAAAAAAACUGCAAUUCUG
Tachysurus vachellii is the source of this 6872-nucleotide messenger RNA. It is a transcript of the gene ttll5, whose product is annotated as tubulin tyrosine ligase-like family, member 5. The coding region runs from base 337 to 4383 and encodes 1348 amino acids. Lineage: Eukaryota; Metazoa; Chordata; Actinopteri; Siluriformes; Bagridae. The transcript has 34 exons. Gene Ontology annotation, molecular function: tubulin binding; tubulin-glutamic acid ligase activity. Gene Ontology annotation, biological process: protein polyglutamylation; microtubule cytoskeleton organization. The record is from RefSeq and is a predicted model, not a curated record. Gene Ontology annotation, cellular component: cilium.